Messenger RNA from Penicillium antarcticum, 810 nucleotides. RefSeq lists its product as uncharacterized. The record is from RefSeq and is a predicted model, not a curated record. Gene Ontology annotation, cellular component: catalytic step 2 spliceosome; striated muscle dense body; nucleolus. The transcript has 2 exons. Gene Ontology annotation, molecular function: actin filament binding. The coding region runs from base 1 to 810 and encodes 269 amino acids. NCBI's taxonomy places the organism in Eukaryota, Fungi, Ascomycota, Eurotiomycetes, Eurotiales, Aspergillaceae.
AUGGUCAAACCAUUGACGUUCAAAGGCGACAAGCCAAAGAAACGCAAGAUCCGCCAAACAGACAGCGAACACCCAACCCCAAAAACGCGCAAAACAACCGAACCAGACGAAGACACAAACCCCGAAGACCAAAGCUGGGUCAGCGCCGACGCAGCAAGUGACAUCGCCGGCCCAGUAGUCCUAGUUCUACCAUCCGACGACCCAACCUGCAUAGCCAGCGACGCCAAUGGCCAAGUCUUCGCCAGCAAACUGGAUAACCUAGUUGAAGGAGACCCCAGCACGGCCGAACCACAUGAUGUGCGACAGGUCUGGGUUGCGUCGAGGGUUGCAGGGACGGAGGGGUUUAGUUUUAAGGGACAUCAUGGGAAAUACCUAACAUCAGACACACACGGCCUCCUAAGCGCAACAUCCAGCGCAGUAAGCCACCACGAAAGCUACCUCGCAAUCCCAUCCCCAGAAGUAUCAGGCACAUUCUCCCUGCAAACGCACGGCGGCGACACCGAAACCUUCAUCUGCAUAAAAGAAAACAGCAAAGCAGCCUCCGGUGUAGAAAUCCGAGGCGACGCGGGUACAAUUUCAUUCGAGACGACCAUGCGCGUGCGCAUGCAGGCGAAGUUCAAGCCGCGGAUUCGGGCAAGUAAGGAGAGUAAGGCUUAUGAGAAGAUUAGUAAGAAGGAGCUUGAGGGGAUUGUUGGGAGGUUGCUUGAUGAUGAUGAGGUGAAGAGGUUGAGGAGGGGAAGGAGGGAGGGGAAUUUCCAUGAGGUUUUGCUUGAUGUUAAGGUUAAGGGGAAGCAUGACAAGUUUGCUUGA